UUGCCAGAGUUGAAGCAGAUCCUGACAUUUUACCCAGAACAAUAACAUUUGAAUUGGAUGUCACAAAAUUCUUCCAAAAAUUUUGCUCAGAAAAAGAUUUUCCUUUAUCAUUCUUUAAAAUUGCCACAAUGUGCUGUCAAAUAAUUCCUGAAAACAGACCUAGCUUUGAUAGAGUAAGCAUCUGGACAGAGAGUCUUCUGGUUCAUUUGGAGCAUGGUGGGCCAUUACCCCCAGAAUUACAGGGAGACCCUAUAGAAUUUUAUUAUGCCGUCAGAGAAGGAAGAGCUCCCAAGAACUCUGCACAGUUCGAAAACAAAUCUAGAUUAUCAUUGGAUACUAUCACUGAACAAAACAAAGACACAUCUCAUGAACUCUCACAGACUAAAAAAUUUGUGAUUGAAAAUAUCGUAGAAAAAACCAAACACGAAUUUGGAAGAGACAGAAGUUAUAGUGAAAAUUCUGUGUCUAAAUCCUCCGACUUGUUGUCUGUGACUUCUUCAAACGCUGAAGAGUCCUUGAGUGACAUUGAUGCCUCUGCUGAUGUCUCCUCCAUUUUGGACAGACUUAAUUUCCAGGAAUGUACAAGUGAUGUGGAAAUUUCCAGUACAUUUGGGGAUACCAAACUCUCUCUGCCAAACCACUGGACUUUACCCAGUAACACUGAUAUUGACAGUGAGUGGGAUCAAGUCUUGCAGUGCAAUACUACAAAUGGUGAAGAACCUAAUACCACAUGUUGUGAUGCAAAUGUUUCCUCUUAAUCUUUGUGCAACAAAGAGCUUGAUAAAGGUGAUAUUGCAUUUUUAGGAAACACCUUUACACCGAUAUAAAGUUUCUCAAAGAUGGAAAAUGUUUUUAGCUCUACUGGUUAGAGAAAAGUGUAUAUGUGAGAGCAAGGUGUCUGUUGUCUGUUAACAUUUUCAAAAUGCUACUCCUCCUACAGAUUUAGUUUGAUUUCAAUAUAACUUGGCACACAAGUAGUCUUUACAAAGAUACAUUAUACUUUUUAUCAGUUUUUGAUUUCCUUGAAUGGAUUUGCUAGCUAAAAAUAGAAAUUUCUGUAAAUUUCUUUUAAAAGGUUAUUCCUCUUACAGUUUUAAUCUGAUCUUAAUUUCUACAAAAAAGGACUAAAUCAAGGAUCAUUAUUCUAUUUAUUGCUGUUGCAAAGUUUCAAGUCCAACUGCUACACUUUUUCCUCAUUUGUUAUAAAUAAAAACCAGUAGAGCUACAGUCUUGACAGAGACUUCUGGUUGUCUUACGUGAAAAUGAACCAUACAUUCAGAGAUUUAUUUAUAUUUACCAUACAUAGAAAUUAACCAAAAUCAUUUUAAUUUUUCGUAUCUUGCCAAAUUGUAAAGUCAUUCCAUUUGUUUUGCAUUUUGUACAGUUUGAAAAAUAAAAAUGUGAUACUACAUAGCAUACCAGUACUUUUAUGUAUCAUGUUAACUGGUAUGUUUAUGCUAUACACGUAGCAUCCCAGUUAAGAUUUUAAAGGCAAGCCAAUCCAUAAGUAAUAUAUACAUGUAUACUCUUCCUGGACCAACUUGCAUGGAUGUUGAUCAUAGGAUGCACAAUACAGACUUGCUUUUGAUGCUUUAGCUUCAAUUAUAUCUUUAUGUUUUAAAUUUUUAAAACCUUUGCUUUUAGAUAUUGUCUUUUGGGAGCUUUGUAAUCUUUGAUUUGCAGAUUUACAUUGACCUUUAAACGAGGACUUUGAGUUGUUUAAAUUGCAACUUCUAUUUUUAUUUUUAAACAAAAUCUAAUUUAUGCAGUGUGAGAUGUUUUUCGUUAUAUGUUAGUUAUACUUGAAUGGUAGACAGGAUUAUUUAAUGAUAAGGGGCUAUUUAUUUCUUUUAAUCGACAUUUUUCUGUAAUAAAAAGUAGUAUCAAUUAUCCCUUUUUUUUUUUAUUUUAAACAGUUUAACUAUAACCAAGUACUUCAAAAUAUAUAUGCUUUAACUUGUAUUUUGUAUUUAUUAGAUGAAAAUUUCAGAAUGUAUUAAAUUAAAUGUGAAUUUAAUUAAUUUGGAGAUUAUAAGGAUCUGGGACAAAAAUAAUAGUAAAUUUGUGAGUCUUUAACCAUUAGCUCUUCUAAACCACUUUUUUCAUGUUAACUGAAGAAAAUGGAAUUUGAACAACCCUGACCUAAAGCACUUCAGAACAUUCCAGUUAUAUCAUAGCUUCAAUCAAUGGUCUUGAUGUUAAGUGCUUCAAGUGUAUGCAAUUUGUAUUAUGUUAUUUAUGUGUUAAUUUUACCAACAAAGUUAUGUUUAGAGAGGUUUAAAAAUGCGAAACAAAAGUUUAUCAGGAUGCUAUAUUAAUAUUUAGGAAAUAUUCAUGUCAUGUGGAGGUAUAUUUUAUAUGCAUUUUUUUUUUGCCUGCUUUUCAGUUCAUAACCAAUUUAAGUGAUAUAUAUAUAUUGUUUGGUGCUAUGUUUAUUUUUCUUACUGUUUUAUGCAGUUUCAUUUUAUAUGCAUUUUGAGAAUGUCCAUUUGAUUUAAAGGUAUAUGAAUAUUGUUUUAUAAAUUGCAGAUAUUUUUGUAAAAACACGGACAGAUAAGAAAUAAAAAAGAAUUAUACAGUUA
Saccostrea cuccullata (small rock oyster) is the source of this 2582-nucleotide messenger RNA. RefSeq lists its product as uncharacterized. NCBI's taxonomy places the organism in Eukaryota, Metazoa, Mollusca, Bivalvia, Ostreida, Ostreidae. Bases 129 to 758 code for a protein of 209 amino acids. The transcript has 2 exons. The record is from RefSeq and is a predicted model, not a curated record.